AUGACAUUGCGAAGCAGUAUGGCCGCGACAGGAAAGCGGAAAGCAAACGAUGCAAACUCCAACGGACUCUACCAGAACGAUCGAUUAAUACUCAAGCGACGAGACACUUCAAUCUCAGGAUUCCAGAACUUAAAUCUCUAUGGCCACCAGCACAAGCAACAAGAACAACACGAAGCAACAACAGACUCAGCAAUAUCCAUACACAACGAUACAAAGACAAAAUUCCCAUCACAACAGCAUUAUACAUCUCACCUCCCCAGCCCACCCAACUCCGCCACCACUUCUCAAGACGAAUUCAUGAACGACAAUAAUCAUACAUGUAAUAACGAUCAUCACAUUAAUAAUCCUCCUCACCAUCUCCUCCUCACCUUCCAAUCCCACCUCACAACCUUCUGCCAAACCCACGGCUCAAUUUUCGGUCCGGGAUACCUCCACACUCUCCAAACAUCCCAUCUGACCGCCACAACUUCCCUUGAGCCCGCCACUAUUCUCUCCGCAGGCCAAACUUUUACGCACGCAUUAAAUCGCUAUGUGGCGGAAUUGCAAUCUGCGGCUAUACGGCAGGUGCAGUUGAGAGGGGAUUUGGUUCGUGUGGGGGGGAUUGAUUCUGUGGCGUUGGAGGCGCUGGAUGCGGUUUUGGCGAGGUUGGAUGAGAGGAUUGUUGUUGUUGGGGCGGAGGCGCAGGGGUUGGAGUUUGAGUUGGGGUUGGUGGAGGGGGAGGUUGAGGGUGGUGGGGGUGGUGGUGGGAGGUGAUUUUUAAUAGUUGGGGUUUUUGAUAUCCACUAGAGAGGAAGAAG
Molecule: messenger RNA, 797 nt
Organism: Sphaerulina musiva SO2202
Lineage: Eukaryota; Fungi; Ascomycota; Dothideomycetes; Mycosphaerellales; Mycosphaerellaceae
Exons: 1
Coding region: 1-753 (250 amino acids)
Source: RefSeq, a predicted model, not a curated record